GUGCGCGCGCGUAGGGGAAGUUCGCCUAACGCCGGACGGCACCUAUUGCCGGACACAACAAAUAUCUAUACAUAUAGAAACGCGACAGAAAACGCUAUAGUGGCAAAAGGAGAAAGGGAGGGAGUAAUAACCUUGGACCUAGCGACACGCUUUUGCGACACGCAGUAAACAAAUAGGAACUAUCAAUCGUUGCGCUCGGAAGAAAAAAAUUGUACUGCGUAAAUUUUAGAAGAGUAUAUUAUCAAAACUCUUGUGAUUAAAUAUUGACUUAUAUUUUUAUUAAGUAAUUUGAAAAACCUAGGAGGCAUUAUGGAGAAUAAAAAGAAAGGAUCAUGGGAUAAGGAUAAUUUGAAAACUGCUCUUGAUAAAGUUUUGUCAAAAAAAAUGGGACUGAGAGAAGCUGCGCUAAAGUAUAGUAUUCCUAAAAGCACUUUACAUGACAAAAUAACCUGCCUAAAGUCCGGUGAAGAAAUUGCAUUGCAGCCUAAGCUUGGUAGAUUCACCAAAACAUUCCUACCAGAAUAUGAAGAACAAUUAUUGAACCAUGUAAAAGACUUAUCUAAUCGAUGUUUGCCACUUAUGAAAAAAGAAUUUUUAAAGUUGGCAUAUGACUUAGCUGUAGAGCUAAAGCUUCCUCAUCGCUUCAACACUGAAAAAAGAACAGCUGGUAAACAUUUUUACUAUGAUUUUAUGGCUAGACAUCCUGAUUUAUCACUAAGAACACCCGAGUCUACGAGUAUGAUGCGAGCUGUAGGUUUUAAUAAGCCGCAGGUAGAUUUGUUCUUCUCAAAUCUUGAAAAACUCAUGAAUCAAUAUAAUUUUCCUCCUUCUAACAAAAGAAACAAAGCACCGAAAACAAACAGCAGUGGCACAUUUAUCCGGGCCUGAAGCUAAUUACCUUGAAGGGUUCUUGGUUAUGAGAAAACGCGAAAUCUUUUUUCUAGUUUGUCAUACACUUCUUUUAAGUCCGGUUAUUAAUGCAUCAAAUAAUAUGUUUGUGUCUUCUAUACGAAACUUAUUCUUGCCCUUUGGUAAAUCUGUGCCUCUUUUGCCGUCUGAAAAAUUUUUUGUUUUAUUUUUUUAUUUUUUAGCUUGUGUGGAUAUCUCUGAGUGUUUUGCUAACUAUAUUUGUGAUCGGUACCUAUUAUUUUAAAGUUGUUCGGCGUUAGGGGACUUACUUUUAUUGUGUCCGGUAUUAGGGGCCAGUUUAUGUUUCACUAAAAUCAUAAAUCAAAGAUUAACUGUGAUUUAAGAUAAUUGUUCUGACAAAGUUGAUUAUUUUGUUCUUUUAUCUUGAUUUCUAAUAUGUUAACUUGUAAUAAAUACAAUAUAAAAAAUAUAUAACGAAAUAGUUUUUUAUUUAUCCUGAAAAAACCUUAGGUGUCCGGCACUAGGCGAACUCCCCCUAUAUAGAGAACCUCGGCAACGUCAGUAUCUAUAUUUGUUCACUUGUUCGGGCGCUCCUCCCAACGAUCCGUCCUACGUCCGUAUCAUUUCCCAGAUUCGAUAUCGAUGAUAUGUAUACUCUGUUCUGUGAAUUACACGAAGAACGCAUUCCGCGACGCGUCUACUUUUUUUUCUUCCACUCUGCAAAGUGACGAUGCAAUAAUCGAAAAAAAAAAAAA
This is a messenger RNA of Monomorium pharaonis (pharaoh ant), 1625 nucleotides long. RefSeq lists its product as uncharacterized. Bases 310 to 888 code for a protein of 192 amino acids. The transcript is spliced from 2 exons. NCBI's taxonomy places the organism in Eukaryota, Metazoa, Arthropoda, Insecta, Hymenoptera, Formicidae. Gene Ontology annotation, molecular function: DNA binding. The record is from RefSeq and is a predicted model, not a curated record.